Molecule: messenger RNA, 4575 nt
Organism: Calypte anna (Anna's hummingbird)
Lineage: Eukaryota; Metazoa; Chordata; Aves; Apodiformes; Trochilidae
Gene: UGDH
Product: UDP-glucose 6-dehydrogenase
Exons: 12
Coding region: 215-1699 (494 amino acids)
Biological process (GO): glycosaminoglycan biosynthetic process
Cellular component (GO): nucleus; cytosol
Molecular function (GO): NAD binding; UDP-glucose 6-dehydrogenase activity
Source: RefSeq, a predicted model, not a curated record
ACAGGGGAAAGGAGGAGUCGGGCCCGGCCCCGCUCGGCGUCCGCGGGAUGAAACAGGAGGCUCAGCCCCGCGGCGGCCCUUUAAAUAGCCGGCUCCGACACCGCGGUUCCGCUAGAAGCGGAACAUUGCCCUGAGCUCGCUGGAGCAUCAUCGCCGCAGCCCUCCAGCUCGAUCCGCGGCGGCGGGGCAGGACCGCGCCCUCCCGCAAGCAAUCAUGUUUGAAAUUAAGAAGAUUUGCUGCAUUGGUGCUGGUUAUGUUGGUGGCCCAACCUGUAGUGUGAUUGCACAGAUGUGUCCCAGUAUCAAAGUCACUGUUGUGGAUGUCAACGAGGCCAGAAUCGGUGCCUGGAAUUCAGAUACGCUCCCAAUCUAUGAGCCAGGGUUAAAAGAAGUAGUAGAAUCCUGUCGAGGAAGAAACCUCUUCUUCUCCACCAGUAUUGACGAUGCCAUUAGAGAAGCCGAUCUUGUAUUUAUUUCUGUUAACACUCCAACAAAGACCUAUGGCAUGGGAAAAGGCCGAGCAGCUGAUCUGAAAUACAUUGAAGCUUGUGCCAGGCGAAUUGUACAAAACUCAAAUGGCUAUAAAAUUGUCACUGAGAAAAGCACAGUUCCAGUACGUGCUGCAGAGAGCAUUCGUCGGAUAUUUGAUGCUAAUACUAAGCCUAACUUGGAUUUGCAGGUGCUGUCUAACCCAGAGUUCCUCGCAGAAGGAACAGCCAUCAAUGACCUGAAAAACCCAGACAGAGUGCUUAUUGGUGGAGAUGAUUCUCCAGAGGGACAGAUGGCUGUCCGUGCUCUUUGUGCUGUUUAUGAACACUGGGUGCCCAAAGAAAAAAUCCUCACAACAAAUACCUGGUCAUCAGAACUUUCUAAGCUGGCAGCUAAUGCUUUCCUUGCCCAAAGAAUCAGCAGCAUUAACUCAAUCAGUGCUCUGUGUGAAGCUACAGGAGCAGACGUUGAAGAAGUAGCAAGAGCUAUUGGAACAGACCAAAGAAUUGGGAAUAAGUUUCUCAAAGCUAGUGUUGGGUUUGGAGGCAGCUGUUUUCAGAAAGAUGUCUUGAAUUUAGUGUACCUCUGUGAGGCACUGAACUUACCUGAAGUAGCCCGCUACUGGCAACAGGUAAUAGACAUGAAUGAUUAUCAGAGAAGAAGAUUUGCUUCCCGCAUUAUUGACAGCUUGUUCAAUACUGUCACUGACAAGAAGAUUGCUAUUUUAGGGUUUGCAUUCAAAAAGGAUACUGGGGACACCAGAGAGUCAUCCAGUAUCUACAUUAGCAAGUAUUUAAUGGAUGAAGGAGCAGAGCUCCAUAUCUAUGAUCCUAAAGUACCUAAGGAACAAAUUAUCUUGGAUCUCUCACAUCCGGGUGUCUCAGAAGAUAACCAAGUGUCUCGGUUGGUCACUAUAAGUAAAGAUCCCUAUGAAGCCUGUGAUGGAGCUCAUGCCCUUGUAAUUUGCACUGAAUGGGACAUGUUUAAGGAGUUAGAUUAUGAACGUAUUCAUAAGAAGAUGCUGAAGCCUGCAUUUAUCUUUGAUGGCAGGAGAGUGCUGGAUGAUCUUCAUAAUGAGCUACAAGUCAUUGGCUUCCAGAUUGAAACAAUUGGAAAGAAGGUGUCAGCCAAAAGAAUUCCUUUUGCUUCUUCAUGUGAAAUUCCCAAGUUCAGCCUGCAAGACCCACCUGUCAAAAAGCCCAGAGUAUAAUGUUUAAUAGGUAUUGAAGGAAUUCUGUGGACCUUCAUAGUGAUAAAAAUUGUAAGCCUAUGCUUUUUUUAAAGAGAACUAUUUUUCAUAAACUGAAAACCAAUUUUACACUAGAACUGGUACCUGGUACAUGUGAAUUCAGUCUAUUUUCAAAUCUCUAUUUUUAUAGUAAUUUCUUUUGGUUACUGAAGAUGGUACAAACCUGUUUUUAAUAAUUAAUCACCUUUUAAGUGAAAAAGUUACCUUCAAACUGCAGAUUUCUGCUUUCAGAAAUCUUCCAAAGCAGCACUUUAAAUGUUUCAAGUGAUAUGAAGCAAAAUAACUAGAAUAUCUUUUCUCUUUAGUCCAGUUAUGGACAGGGAUCAUGAACUUUGGUUUCACCAAUUUUUAACUUUCCUUUGGGGUAAUUCUUUGUUCAGUUAAAUGCUUGCUCUAACUGGCAUUGAAGUAAAAGGAUAAGUUCUUAAAUUAAUUUGGUGAGAUUUGGGCUGUGCCCUAAAAUAGAAAUCAUUGUGACAGUGAUAUCCUGAUCCUGGUUGGGAUCAGUGGGCACUGGUGGACUCUACAUCUGUUGGGUGGCCAGAUGGUUCUGCAGGCAUCUAUCAUGUAACCAGUAACAGUGGACUAACAGCUAUGAUCUGAUCCACUGGCAAAUCCUCACUUGAUUCUUUGGUUGUCUUGCUUACAUUCCAUGUGCAGCCAUAUUAAUUAUUGAUCUAAUCAGAUUCCCGGGGCGAGUUUUUCCUAAAUUACAGCAAUACAACUCAUCUUCAGCAGAGGAGCAUUCUGCUUGUUUGAACAUCAAAUUUAAGCAGAGCUACUUUAAUUUGGUCUUGGUAGCAAUAGAAAGUAAAUGUUGGGUUCAAACCUACCUUAUGGUUAUUUUUCUUCUUUUCUGCUUACAAACUUUACUGAAAGCAGUUUCCUUAAUGAAUCUGCAGAAAUCAUUCUCUGCUGCUAAGAAAUUAUUAACAAUAAAAAAUUCAGCCCCGUAAGUUAGUCAGCUUGCUACCUCAUUUAAUUAGUAGGAAAUUAUACUUCUUAUGUUAUCUUGAUAUUUUUGCCUUUACUAUUACUUGGAUUUAUUUCUACUUGUUUUUAUUAUUCUCAAGUGACCAGUGCUAUUAAAAUCUGUGAGAUGAGAGUUUGUGUUUGGCUUGAUCCAAGGGGUUGUAGAGGGGAGGAUAGAGGAUGACCAUCAACAGGUUUCAGCCCAGAAGGCAUAGAUGUCUUGGUUGAGUAACAGUAGUGUUGGGAUGUUAGAGAAUUAUCCUGUAACCAAUCACACAAUACCUUUUGAGUUACUCAACAGGUGUGCCUUCAAGUAACCUUAAUUGGGAGUAAAAAAAGAGCCUAAGUUAGUGUUGUCCUGGUGAUGAGUGCUAUUAUCAUAAUGAUUUACUCACAGAAAUGUAGAUAGGAUUUAAGCUGUAAGACAGAUAUCUGAAGAUUUAAGGAACUUGUGUAACAACUUGGGUAGACAAAACAAGUCACUUAGCUGACCAAAAUAGCUGCAUCCUUGGACCAGAUGUUUUCAGAUUCUGCAGUUAAUGGCUUCCACAUAGGGGCUUACUAUGUAGCAAUCACUCAUCACUUUGGGCAAAUAAGCCUUGGGCUUCUUGUCCUGUUGCACAAUUCUUCUGUGAAGAGCACAUCAGAAGCCACUCAAAGUGAGUUGAGAAUUAUGGGGACUUAAAAUCAAGUUGUCAUCUUCUAUCAUGCCAUCUCCUCUUCCUGAUUCACUAGCACUGCAUUCCUACAACACCCACAGAGCAGGGACAAUCCUGUGAUACAGUGGUGGCAUCAUGUAAUCCAGCUGGAGUAUCACCCUGUCUUUGCAGGUAGACCUCAUCUUAGCUACCUCUGUCCCCAUAGCACCCACGAUGGCAGGCUGGUUGUUACUCCUUGGGGAUUAAGAAGGGUACUGACAAGUUGUGCUCCAAGAAUCUCUUGUCCUGUGCUACGUUCAGGGUAGCACAGCACUGCUGCAGGGCUUGUCUUAACAGGGAGGGUGAGUAGAGACUUGGAAAAUCAGGAUGGUUUUCAGAAACUCACACACAGCUGGAAUAGCAGUGCCUCUGCAUGGGACCUGAUCUUGGUUCAUGUCACGGUUCAAAAUAGACAGAUAAACCAUUAAACUCUUGUGUCAAGUGUUGCUCCUGUUAGGAAGGUGCAGGAGCAAGAAGGCUUAGAAAAGGGGGAGCAGCAGAUCCUUUCUGAAGAGCAGCAAGGGGUCAAAGGGUGUAAAAGUAUUUCCCUUGCUUUCCUGGAAAGCCAGGGUGUUUUAUCAGUCUCUUGGUGGCUGCAUUCUCUUAGUGGGAUAUGGAUUCUAGUAUGAAUCCAGUCUUAACAGCUGCUGGUGGGCCAUGCCUUCAGGAUACUGAAGUACUUGACCUUACAUAAAUGUAAGAAAAUCUUACCACAGGCCAGAAGAGACGUAACUGCAGGGUUUUGCAGUAUCCUGAAUCACAAGCCACCAUCUUCACAGUACAGUUGCCAGGGAAGUUAAGAGUUGGAGUUGACUUACAUUCCUGCUUUGAAGGCUUUGAGUAGUGCACAUAGUAAGAGAUGGGGGUUAAUGCUACUGAGUGUCUAUGGGAAUCUUACAGCAUGUAAUUCUUGAUAAGAAUUAUGUAAUAUGAGUUAUGGACUCCUGUGCUCUGAAAUUCUUUCCUACAGCAUUAUUAAUAAAAUGCAAUCCCACAGUAACACUGCUUUUCACUUCAAAAUUGUGAAUGCAACAGAUGAAGCAAAUCCAUUUUAGUACAAGCCCAUGAUUAGUAUGGUAUAGACUGCAUAAAUUAAGAUGUAUAUAACAAACUGCAAAUGCCAGGCAAGCUGUACAGGAUUUCUGUACGUAUUCAACACUUUGUUCC